Morus notabilis is the source of this 2806-nucleotide messenger RNA. Its product is annotated as pentatricopeptide repeat-containing protein At3g16010. Gene Ontology annotation, molecular function: protein binding. The coding region runs from base 184 to 2388 and encodes 734 amino acids. The record is from RefSeq and is a predicted model, not a curated record. NCBI's taxonomy places the organism in Eukaryota, Viridiplantae, Streptophyta, Magnoliopsida, Rosales, Moraceae. The transcript is spliced from 3 exons.
CUCUCUCUCUCUCUCUCUCUCUCUCUCUCUCUAUAUAUAUAUAUAUACAUAUUUAUAUAUACCUUAACCAUUGCCGCUGAGGUAUUUUAGAUUUUCAAGGCAACUAUUAGGUUUUUCGAAUUUUCGGGUUUUUCAGUGCCUGGAAAUUUUAUCCCAAAAUUUACCACUUUCCAUCUCUGAACCAUGUAUUGGAAGCACUUAAUAUCUGGGCAAAUAAUCAACAAGAUAUCGAAAAUUAAUGGCAGAUUGCGGUCAAAAUCUCCCUACAUUUCUGAAAAUUCUUUUGCCAUGUCUGCGCCAGUCUCUACUUCAUCAUUCCAUUCAUCAAACACUUACGGCUCAAAACCCUCCCAAAAUCCUCAAUGUCAAAAGCUGAAUGCUUCAUUUAGGAGAUACAUUCACUCAACUCGGUUGACAAAGCUGAGCUACGUAGAGGAUGGAUUGAAGCUUGAAUCGGAUGAAUCUGAUGAGGAUGGCACCAUGAAUGAGUUCUUAUCUCGGUUUGUUUGGAUUAUGCGGGGAAAACUCUCUGAAGCUUGUGGUGACUGUGAUAAACGGACGAUUGAUGGUAUGCUUUUGAUCAUCGUCGAGAAGGUUGUUUCAGAGUUGGAAAAGGGUGGGGUUGAGCAAAUGCUUGGCUCAGCCAUGUCCUCUUCAUCGCAGGACUUCAGUGAGGAUUUGUGGAACACGGUCUGGGAGGUGAGCAAUAUGGUUUUGGAUGACAUGAAGAAGGCAACCAAGAAGGAGAAGAUGAAGAGGGUUCUGCAGUGUGAAGAGGUCAAGGAGAUGGUUAGGUUCGCCAGCGAAAUUGGAAUCCGUGGGGAUAUGCUGAGGGAGAUGAGGUUCAAGUGGGCUCGUCAGAAAAUUGAGAAAAGUGAUUUUUAUGAAGGUUUGGAGCGUUUCAGAGCAGAAGAAAAGGCCCGAGAAAAAGCCAAGGCAACAACAGAUGUUGAAGAGGGUGCUGUGGUUGAGGGAAGACCUAAGACUGUUUCUCUUCCCAAGAGACGAGGGAAGAUUCGUUACAAGAUUUAUGGUCUUGAUCUUUCUGGUCCAAAAUGGACUGAGGUGGCUGAUAAAGUUCACGAGGUAGGAGAGAUGAUAUGGCCUGAAGAGCCAAAACCAAUAUCUGGGAAAUCCAAGCUUGUCACUGAGAAAAUUCUUGCUUUGAAUGAGGAAGAUGACCCAACUCCACUCUUGGCUGAGUGGGCGGAACUUCUUCAACCUAGCAGGACUGAUUGGACCGUUUUUCUUGAUAGAUUGAAAGAGGAAAAUCCUGGCUUGUACCUUAAGGUAGCAGAACUUCUAUUGAGCGAGAAGUCUUUCCAAACGAAUGUUCGUGAUUACUCAAAGUUGAUUGAUGCACAUGCUAAAGAAAACCGCUUAAAAGAUGCUGAGAGAAUCCUCGAGAAGAUGAAAGAAGAUGGUGUCAUGCCUGACCUUUUAACUUGCACCGUUUUAGUCCACAUGUACAGCAAAGCUGGAAAUCUUGAUCGUGCGAAAGAAACAUUUGAAAGCUUGAAGAUGCAUGGCUUCCGACCAGACUUGAAGGUCUACAAUUCGAUUAUCAUGGCAUAUGUGAAUGCUGGACAGCCUAAGCUGGCGGAGUCAUUAAUGAGAGAGAUGGAAGCAAAAGAUGUCAAAGCCACGAAUGAGAUAUAUAUGGCAUUGCUCCGAUCAUUUUCCCAAAGUGGCGAUGUUAGUGGAGCCGGACGAAUUGCCACCACUAUGCAGUUUGCAGGGUUCCAGCCAAAUUUCGAGACGUGUAAAUUGCUUGUUCAGGCGUGCUCACGAGCUGGCGAGCCUGAUCAAGCGAGGAGCAAUUUUGACUACAUGAUGAAAAUUGGCCAAAGGCCUGAUGACGAGUGCAUUGCAAGCAUGAUUGCAGCUUAUGAAAAGAAGAAUCUAUUGGAUAAGGCACUAAAUCUUUUGUUGCAGCUUGAGAAGGACGGUUUCUUGCCUGGAGUUGCUACUUACAUUGUUCUCUUGGACUGGCUCGGAAAACUACAGCUAAUCAACGAGGCUGAGGAACUUCUGGGAAAAAUUUCCCAGCAGGGGGAAGCUCCUCCAUUCCAAAUUCAUAUAAGCCUUUGUGAUAUGUAUUCUAGGGCUGGAAUUGAGAAAAAGGCCCUACAAGCUUUGGGAGUUCUGGAGGCUAAGAAGGACGAAUUGAGCUCAGAAGACUUUGAAAGGAUUAUAAAUGCUCUUAAAGCUGGUGGUUUUUCGAAGCAUGCCCAGAGGAUGCAUGAGCUAAUGGAGGCCCGAGGCUUCACUGCUUCAGAGAAAAUCAAGGUGAACCAGAGGAUGCAUGAGCUAAUGGAGGCCCGAGGCUUCACUGCUUCAGAGAAAAUCUCUCGUACUUUCGGCCGCAUGAGACCCGCAACGAGGUAAUAUGUUGACCAUCUUAAAGUUGAUGAUCUUUGUCUUCAGGAGAUCAACAAUGAUUUUGUUCGUUUUAGUGAUGCCGGUUAGAAAGGCAAGGCCGAAGCUUUUACUAAAUAAGGGCUUAGCUUAGAACCGUACUUGAGAGUUUGCGAACCCAUACUGGUCAAUCCAGCAGCAUGUUAUGGAUAAAGGAGUUUAGCUCUUUUCAACAUAAUCAUCUCAAUGUUUUUUUUUUUUUUUGGGGUGAGUUUCAUUAUGGUUGUCAUGGCUAUCAUGCAUCCCCUCUGUUGGUUGUGCUAAAUAGUCUGGUUAUUUCAAUUAAAUAAUUAGGGUAGACAGUUUCUGGCAAUUUACUAGAGCAUAAGGGAAUUAAUUGCUCGAAUCAUUUUGCGUUCACACGGUCAAUUCGUUACGUUUCUUUUAU